Molecule: messenger RNA, 1011 nt
Organism: Macrosiphum euphorbiae (potato aphid)
Lineage: Eukaryota; Metazoa; Arthropoda; Insecta; Hemiptera; Aphididae
Source: the annotation of a GenBank genome assembly
AUGUCACAAAGUCAAUUUUAUGAACUUUUAACUAAAAUUCAAACUAAAAUUCAAAAACAAAACACUACAUUCCGAGAAGCUAUUAGUCCCAAGGAAAAACUAAUGGUCUGCUUAAGGUUUUUAGCGACUGGUGAUUCGUUUCAAACUAUAUCAUUCAGUUAUCGGCUGGGGCAUUCGACUGUUCAUUACAUUGUUAAAGAAGUAUGCAAAGCUAUAGUAGACGAAUUGUUAGCUGAAGUGAUGCCGCAACCAAAGGAAAAAGAUUGGGAAAAAAUUGCUGAUGACUUCUGGAAAAUGUGGAACUUUCCUAAUUGCUUAGGAGCAUUAGAUGGGAAACACGUGGAAAUUUUUGCUCCUCCGAACAGUGGUUCCCAAUAUUUCAAUUGUAAGAAAACUUUUUCUAUUAAUUUGUUAGCUUUGGUUGACGCAAAUUAUAAAUUCAUUGCUGUAGAUGUAGGAUCCUACGGUAAGAAUAGUGAUGGUGGAAUAUUUGCCAAUUCAAAUUUAGGAAAAGCGUUGGAACAAAAUAAACUACAUGUUCCAAAAGAUAAAAAUCUUCCCGGAACUCAAUGUCCAGUGCCAUAUGUCAUUGUGGCGGAUGAGGCAUUUCCCCUAAAAACCUAUCUAUUAAGACCUUAUCCUGGUUCUGUAAUUAAUGGUGAUAUACAGAAACAAGUAUUCAAUUAUAGAUUGUCAAGAGCUAGGCGCGUAUCCGAAAACGCAUUCGGAAACUUGGUGCAAAAAUUUCGAAUCUUUUUUAGAAGUAUAAAAUCUUUACCCGAAAAUAUUGACAAUAUUAUAUUAACUACUUGUAUUUUGCAUAAUUAUAUCAAAGAUAAUAUUUUAAUUACCCAACAUUUAGACCCACCAGAAUGUGAACCUAAUUGGGGACGUAUACAUAGACAAGGUGGAAAUGCCCUCACUACUGCUUUUAAUGUGCGUGAAACCUAUAAAACUUUUUUUAACUCUGAAAAUGGAUCAUUACCAUGGCAGAGAGAUAAGUUUAUGUAA